This is a messenger RNA of Caenorhabditis auriculariae, 4357 nucleotides long. The record is from the annotation of a GenBank genome assembly. Lineage: Eukaryota; Metazoa; Nematoda; Chromadorea; Rhabditida; Rhabditidae.
AUGGGGAAAGGAAGGAAUAAGAACAAAGACAAGGAUGCCUAUUCGGGCCCAUCGAAUCCACGCGGCCAUCGAGGUUGGUUUGAACUUAAAAUUUAUUUAUUCAAUUCGUGUACUCCAUUAGAAAAUUGAGUUUUCUUCAUGAUCGAGAAGAUAAAAAUAAAAAUGAAAAAUUUUCUGAAUUUAGAUGAUGACGACAGCGACAGUGGAGAUUCGAUAUCAACUCAUUUAACGUUUGACGACGAUAUGCGCAGUGUUCAAGGUUAUCAUUUUUUUCUGAUGACCCAUUUUUGCGAAGCUGUAAUAGGAACAAUUUUCACACCGAAGACUCGUUUUAGACAUGUUUCUCAAUUUCUUUCUCGAAAAUUAUAGUUUAGGCGAUGUCGAAAAUGUCGAUGAUAUACUGGACAAGCUGGCAGAACACAUCGAACACGCACAAGACAAGAAAAAGUAAGAAAUUUUAAGCUUAUAAAAAAUAUUAUCCAGAAUCUCCCACUAGUUCUUUCAUCUGUUUUGAAUUUAAUUUCUGAUACUGAAAAAACUUUCAAAGAAUUAUUAAAAAAAUUCGAUUUAAAAAAAAACAGAGAUGAGCAUUUUUGGUUUUUUUGAGCUCGAGCUCUUGAAAUUUGAAUAAAUUUUCUACAAAUUAUACAGUAAGGUUGGAAUUAAUAGAAAUUCGAAUUUUUAUAAUAGUCUUCAUUUUUUUCGGUAGAUAACUCACUGGUUUAAAAUAAUCUAUAUAUCGUUUAAGAUUAAUUUUUUUGGUAGUGCUUCUGAGAAAAUUUUUAAAUUUAAAUUUCUAAAAAAAGGUCCAGAAAUAUUUGAGUUGAAGUUUUUCGUUUCUAGAUCUGUUCUCUUUUAGGGGAAAAGUUGAAAAUUUUAAGACUUAUUAUUUCAUAUGAACUCAAUUGAUAUAGCAGACAAGAGCGUUUUUAGAUUUCCAGCAAUCAAUUUUUGUAAUGUUUUUAUCAUUCUCUUCUCCGAAAUCUUAGCUUACACUUUUCUUGUUUUAAAUAAUUUUCGAUUGUUUUUUUCUUAAGUUUAUUCUAAUUAUCUCGGAUAAACAGGAAAUUUGAACUUUUCAGCAUCAGCGUGAAGCUUGCCGCGUUGCAAGGAAUUCAGUUGGCUCUGACGUCACACUAUCUUCCGGAUUUCUCGACUCGCUACAAAGUGACGCUCAUUGACUUGAUCACCAAGAAUCUGCACAACAAAACGGACAACGAAAUCGUUGUGUCGGCGGUGAUCCUCGCCUUACUUGCCGUUCAAAUCGGUCAGUUUCAAAUCAGCCUAGUCCUAGAAAAAAAGAAAAAAAAUGUUUAAUCAGUUAUAUGUAUUUCGGUUCCAUUUUUAAAUUUUCUUUUAUAUUUUUAUAAAGUUUAUCGGAUUCGAAACUUACAAGGGAAGUAUUCUUAGCUCCCGGUUGAAAAUUUCACGAAACUUGACGAAAUUGUACUUUUCUUGAUUCCAGAAAAAUAAGUUUACUCAUAGUUGAACUCUUUUCCGAGUUGUGACGCUUCAAAUAAUCCCUUUUCUACAUUUCUUGUAUAUUUUGCGAAUUUUGAAGCGUUGUAACCUGAAAAGGAAGUCUAAUGGGGCAUAUUUUUCUUUGAAAUUGGGAGGUUUCACUUUUUCAGCCAGGUUCAAUAAAAAAAUUUUUACCGGAAAAAAAUGUUAUGGUCAAAAAGAAAUUCAUUUUUUUGAAUUUUGACCGAAUCGGAAAAAAUUCCGAAAGUAUCUUCGAUGUUUUUUUUUUUUUCGCUUUACCCCAAGAAUAUUAAUCAGAAAAAAACUUCAAGGUUGCUUUUUCUAUAUGCCUCUUUAUCAGAUUUCUCUUUAUGCUGUACAAAGUUUUAUUACAGGAGGCGAAAUGAGCGAAGACGUAGAAGAGCCAUUGGCGGCGAUGCGGACGAUCGUGAUGGACGGCUCGCGGUCUGACGCCCUCCGCUCUGUCUGCGCUCUCUCGAUCGCCAUCACCACCAGACUCUCCUGCGAAAGCGACGAUUCUGUCGCCGCCAGCGUCAAGGUUCUCUUCAAAAGCUAUUUUUAAAAAUCGGGAGAAGAAUUUGAUCGAAAAUGAUGCCUUAAGCACCCACUUUUGAAACUAUAAUACUAGAACUUUGAAACUAAAUGUUUCCGAAACUAAAAACUUGUGCAGGUAGCGGUCUUUGAUCUGGACCUUAAUUAGGUGUUUGAACGACUUUUCAGAUAAUUUCAUAGUAGGAAGUAAAGUUUAAGUGUCUUUUUUGUUUGAGGUUGAUUUUAAUCGGGGCUAGAGGAUUCAGGGAAUCUGAAAAAUGGAAACUUCAAGGAGCGCGAAAUUUACUCUUAUUUUUAUGACAAGAAAAACCGCUGCAGAUUUAGGACCAUAAAAUUACCGUAAAACGAGGAAAUAUGAAAUUUUUGCAGGCUUGUCGUCAUGCGUGGUCUUCCGUCAAGCUGGGCGCUCCCAACUCUCGACUUUUCACCAUUUCUUUGGCCUCCUGGUGUCUUCUUCUUUUGGUAAGAGCUUAGUUUUUUUUUCAACGGUCGCCUGAAGGUUUUUUCGAAGUUUUGAAAAUAAUUAUGGGUUUCAAACGUUGCAAAAAAAACUUUGGAAAAAAGGUCGUCUCGAGUCGCAUUUGUCACAAUUUUGAUCAUUGAACAAUGACUUGAAAGAAAGUUCAUUUUUCGCGGUUAGGGUUUUCAAGAAAAUUUACCAGAAUCUUAAUGUACCAGGUGAAGAUCCUGAAAGUUCUGAACCCUUUAGUUACCUAGUCUUUGAAAAUAAGGCUUGAAAUCGGAGUUUGGCUUAUUCCAACAGAAUCGAAUGGUUUUUUCUUUGAUUUUGAGGUGUCAUUUUUCGAUUGAUUGUGAAUUUUUGAAAAUUAAGUCUCUCAGGAUCUUUAUCUGAUUUAUCAGGAUGUUUUCCCAGCUAUUUUUCAGGGGAUCCUAAUUAUUCAAACUGACCUCCUAUGAAAAAUAGCGUUCUUUUGAAAUAAAAAAAAAUUGCUGAUAAUUUGAAGGACGCUGACAACGCGACUCUUUCGUCAGCCAUUCUCGACCAGCCCAAGGUUGCCAAUUAUUUGGAUGCCGACCAAUUAGACAAUCGUGUGGCCGCCGGCGAAGCUCUCGCUUUCCUCACCGAACUCGUCGGCGAGAACCGUCCCGGCUUCACCUUCCCCAACCAUCAACAUGUCCUUGAGGUUUUUUUGAAUUCUUGAAUAUUCCGCCUUACUACGAGAAUUAGAAAAAAUAAUAAAUUUAUGAAUAUUUUCAGAUUCUGGAACGCCUUGUUUCGGAAAGCACAAAGAGCAAGGCCAAACGCGACAAGCGGAUCCAGCGUCUCACUUUCAGGUGAUUCUUUGAAGAAUUUUUGUCGGUUCGCGAAACUGUAGCCGAUCGGUAAUUGCGCCUAGAACAUCCAGGCCUUCUUGAGAUAGUAAUAGACGAGUUUUGAGCGUUCUGAAGAUCAGCUGCUUCUCCAUGUGAGAAUAGUACGGCGCUUAGCUUGUUCAGGGCGGGGGAUUAUAAGUUUACAAGGAAGAACUCCCGGUUUUCAGAGAAGUGUACGCUUUCAUGAAGUCGUCGGACGAUGCUCCUUCGGUCAGCAUUAAAUUUGGCAAGGAGUCGUUGGUUUUGGACACCUGCUCUAUAAAACUGUUCUACGAUCUUUGUUGCGAGGUGAUUUUUAAUGAGAAAAAGACUACAAGAAAUUAUAAGUGCGAUACUUUGUGAUAACUUUGCUUAAAAUUGUCUAAAUCAAAACCGAAAAAAAGUUUAAUUUAGACUUUCUAAUAUUAAAUUUCUUAUAUUAAAUAUGAAGCUUGGCACCUUUGAAGGUAUAGGAAGCGUUUUGAAACAAGCAAUAAAAUGAGUAAUUUGAAAAUUCCUUUAAAAAGCCCAGGGCCACUUCCAUUUUUUAUUUUUGUUCAUGUCAAAGUUAAAAUGAUCAUAAUUUUCGGUGGUACGAAGUUAUCAAGACAUUUGAGAAACAUUUUGAGAAAAAAAAUAGAAAAAAGUAUUGACACUUUGACCGCUUCGCAAGCCUGGACGCUGCCUCAGAGCCGCCAGUGCGCGAAGUUCUGAUUAAAUUCCAAGAAGAAGACCUAACUUUUGACAGGUUCUACGCGGAGGAAUGCUCAGGCAACUCCAACAGAACGAGGCUCUCCGGGACGUCUUCGACCUGGGACCGGUGCCGCUGGAGACGACAGGACGUGAAAACAAGGCCUUGAAGGUCCAUUUUGUUUCCUGAAAUAUUUUAGAAUAAAUUUCUAUUUUCAAAAAAGAUUAUUUCCAGAUGGCCAUUCACGAAGCGGCGGACAAAUAUCGCAAUCAAGUGCGCGGUCGCCAAAGAGACAAAAGAUCUACCGUUUGGUCCUGA